Messenger RNA from Sitodiplosis mosellana (orange wheat blossom midge), 2033 nucleotides. RefSeq lists its product as uncharacterized. Lineage: Eukaryota; Metazoa; Arthropoda; Insecta; Diptera; Cecidomyiidae. The coding region runs from base 68 to 1498 and encodes 476 amino acids. The transcript is spliced from 3 exons. Gene Ontology annotation, molecular function: protein binding. The record is from RefSeq and is a predicted model, not a curated record.
GAAACUUCAGCUGCAAACAAAAGUAAGCAUUGGUUUUGGAAACGUCAUAUAAACAACAAGAUAAAAAAUGGAGACACGAGCGCGUAAGCGAUUGAAGUUAGCUCAGAAAGAGGAGGAGCACAUAGAGAUUGAAACAAAUGUGACAGAGUUUAUGGACAUGAACGAUGAUGUUAUGUACGCACUAUUUCAACGAUUGCCACUGGCGGAUUUGUGUUCGAUAAGCCAAACAUGCCAACGGCUGCAGCAGUUAUCCGGAAAACAUUUCCAGCGAAGAUAUCCAAACAAUCGUCUUGACAUCGAAAUUUUCAAUUGGAGUACAAGUGGUCUGGACGUGAAACCAGCAUGGGAAUUUCGUUUACAGCCAAAUGAACAGUAUGCCAAAGCAUUCGCUGGAUACAUUCGCAAUGUCAGCGUAUUUAUGUAUAACUAUGAAACUGAUCCAAUUGACGCCUUCGUCUACUUGAAAGCGAAUUGCUACGCGAAUCUACGGGAAUUGGUGCUCUAUCGAAUCGCUGGCCAGUCGGAAAAAUGUGGUGAACUCAUCAAAACGCAACUCAAAACAUUGGAAAGUAUUAAAUUUGAAAAUUGCUGCAUUCGUGAUAUAUACAGUGCCUUUCUCAAGCAUAGUCCAGCAUUGAAGCAAAUUUCAAUCAAAGAAGGACGCAACCAGAAUGGCUGUGUAAUGGAUUGGACAAAGCAUCGAUACCCUCAGGUGAAAAGUUUCAUUUACCAUUCGAACAAUGUGGUCAUUGAGAAUUUAGAGCAAUUUUUCCUGCUAAAUCCACAAAUUGCCAAUGUCAUGUGCUCAAGCAUGAAUCUGUUUCGGCUGUUGUUCCGCAAGGCAUGGCACCUUGACUUUUUGCACCUAUCGUUCGAAAGUGAAUACAAAUUCUAUUCGAUUGCCACCGAGCUACAGACGUACUGUCAUCAAGGCUAUGUGAAACGAUUGGAAAUGCACUUCAAAAACGGAUGGGAACCAUCACGAUUUGCUAUCGGGCGUGUCGUCGAACUGGCACCAUUGGCCGUAUGGCAAGGUCUACACGUCAAACAAGUUGCAAAGAAAAUCAACUUUCCCGCCGCUUUGGAAAAACUGCAAAACUUGACCGUCUUUAGCCUAGGCAUUGAUCAUAUGUCAAAGAAAUUACUUCAGGUCAUGUCACGUGGCCUGCCAAAUCUCAAGGAAUUACACUUGGAAUCAGCAUGGACUAGCGAGUCCAUUUGUGGAUUUCGUUUCAAGCAAUUUAUCAGACCAUUUGCCUUACACUCACCGAAUUUGCAGAAAAUCGCCAUCAAAGGCGUUACAAACACAGCAUUGAUCACCGGCAACGAUAUCGUCACAUUGGACUCUCUUCGCAAAAAAAUACCCAAUGCCAGCGUUAUAACCAUUUACCUCGACUAUAAACUCAUCCAAGGAGCCAAUUUCAUCAUCCCAGCCCACAGUCUUUUACUCAUAAAACCAUUCUCACAGCUCACACCAGACUAUCGAAAGAUCUAUUAGGAAUCCUAAUUUUGGAGGUAGUUAAUAUAAUGGCAAGUCGUUGAAGAGAAACAUCUAGUGAUUUUAAUUUACUAAAAUUGACUCUUUACUCGGGCACAUAGAAAAGAAUUGGAAAAUCUGCUUUCUCUUGGCCAUUUUUGCUAUAAAUUUGUAUAAUUUCUGUAAAAACAAAUUUUUUUUACAGGCUCUCGUUUUUAUUAUUUUUUUUUAAUUCCAAAAUUAGUGAUUUUAAUUUAUUUUAGCGAGGAAUAAGAUAUUGAUUUGAUUUUAAUUACUUGAAGAACAAUUGGUUCGAUUUGAAAAUAUCAGUUGAAUAAGAGGCAAUUAUUUCGUUUUCAUUUGAAACGAAUAAUAUGAUUUUUAACACAAUACUCAAUGAGUACUAAUUUUAAUCAAUUUAUUUUAUUAUUUGAAAAAACCAAGUUCUUCGAAGAUUUUCCUUUUGUCACGAUGGAAUUUCAUUCUAUUAUGAGGCUGUCAUAUCCACAAAAAUUUGAAUAAAAUUUAAAUUUUAAACGCAAUUUCCGAGAUCAAA